This is a messenger RNA of Drosophila guanche, 2163 nucleotides long. It is a transcript of the gene Fic, whose product is annotated as protein adenylyltransferase Fic. The record is from RefSeq and is a predicted model, not a curated record. The coding region runs from base 341 to 1843 and encodes 500 amino acids. The transcript has 3 exons. Gene Ontology annotation, molecular function: protein binding. Lineage: Eukaryota; Metazoa; Arthropoda; Insecta; Diptera; Drosophilidae.
AUAAAAAAAAAUAAUAGUAUUUAAAAAUAAGUCCAUCGAGAAUAAAACUAAUUUAUUUAUCUGAGACUAUUUUGUUGGUGCUAAGUGUGCUAAUCAAACCAACUAUCAGAGAACUUACAAAAUAUACGUGCAUGAAGGCUCACACUUGACAAAAUCGAAGAAGAAGCACCAACUACGUGGUGUUUGGGUUUUCGCUGGAAUAUUUGUGCAAACAAUUGAGUAAAACACACCCCGCCAUAAGUGAGAAUCAGUGGAAAAUGUACCUGCAGUGCAACGUAGCCAAAAUUCGUGUAAAGCAUAAACUGUCAUAGAUCGAGCGGCAGGGUGGAAGGAACGAACCAUGGGCAGGGCCAAACUGCGUGCACCCGAGCAAGGGAACGCGGAAGCGGAAGCCAACUGUAUAGCAAAAGAGAAGUCAAUGGAACAGCAGCAGCAGGCCAGCACAUCGAAACGCCUUCAGUUCUAUCGUUUUGCUUUGUUCUUUGUUGCUGGCAGCUUUGCUGCUUUCACCUUUCACGCCUUGACCUCGUCCAGCUGGAGGCUGAGACAAUUGCAUCAGCUGCCCAAUGCCCACUAUCUGCAGACGCGUGACGAGUUCGCCGUGUACUCGGUGGAGGAGCUAAAUGCUUUCAAGGAGUUCUACGACAAGAGCAUCAGCGACAGCGUUGGCUCGAGCUACUCGGAGGCGGAGCAGACCAACAUUAAGGAGGCUUUGGGCGCGCUGCGACUCGCCCAGGAUAUGCAUCUGUCGGGCAAGGAUGACAAGGCGUCGCGACUGUUUGAGCAUGCCCUGGCCCUGGCGCCGAAGCAUCCGGAGGUGCUGCUGCGCUACGGCGAGUUCUUGGAGCACAAUCAACGCAACAUUGUGUUGGCGGAUCAGUACUACUUUCAGGCUCUAACCAUUUGUCCGAGCAACUCGGAGGCUCUGGCCAAUCGACAGCGCACAGCGGAUGUGGUGCAAACGCUGGAUGAGCGGCGGCUGCAGUCCCUAGACUCCAAAAGGGACGCCUUGUCGGCCAUACACGAGUCCAGCUCUGCUUUGCGCCGCGCCAAGAAGGAGGCUUACUUUCAGCACAUUUACCACUCGGUGGGCAUUGAGGGCAACACCAUGACACUGGCUCAGACACGAUCCAUUUUGGAGACACGCAUGGCCGUCGAUGGCAAGUCCAUAGAUGAGCACAACGAAAUCCUGGGCAUGGAUCUGGCCAUGAAGUACAUCAAUGCAAGCCUGGUGCAAAAACUGGAAAUAACCAUCAAGGACAUACUGGAGCUGCAUCGUCGUGUUCUAGGCCAUGUGGAUCCCAUUGAGGGCGGAGAAUUCAGACGAAAUCAGGUCUAUGUGGGUGGCCAUGUGCCGCCUGGCCCUGGGGACUUGGCACUGCUAAUGCAACGCUUUGAGCGUUGGCUGAACUCCGAGCACAGCAGCUCGCUGCAUCCUGUCAACUAUGCUGCCUAUGCGCACUACAAGCUGGUGCACAUACAUCCCUUUAUCGAUGGCAAUGGACGCACUUCGCGGCUGCUGAUGAACACCCUGCUGAUGCGUGCUGGCUAUCCGCCCGUAAUCAUACCAAAGCAACAGCGCAGCAAAUACUAUCACUUCCUAAAGCUGGCAAACGAGGGCGACAUACGCCCCUUUGUGCGUUUCAUUGCGGACUGCACGGAAAAGACGCUGGAUCUGUAUUUGUGGGCCACCAGCGACCUGCCCCAACAGAUCCCGAUGCUCAUCCAGACGGAGAGCGAGUCGGGCGAGCAGCUGGCUCAAAUGAGGUCUGCUCCACACAUCGCUCAAAGCGCCUCAAUACCGGAGUUCUAUGAGUUCUCCGGCUCCGGUUUCCUGCCCUGACACGCAAUUAGCAAAUUCUUUCAGUUAUUUAUUUUUCUAUAUAUUUUAAUUUGUUUGUCGGACGGACUGUGAUCGUAUUUAAGCUUAAAGAACUAACCAAAAAAAAAAUAACAAGCUGCUGCUGGACAGAAGUUGCAAUCAAUGCACAAAACAAAUCAAUCAGCACCGAGUAGUGCUAUUUAUUGUAUAUUUUUUAUUAAGUAGCAAUUUGUGUGUGUAUACUAAGUCUACCAAAAACUGUGACGUUUUUUCCAAGUUGAGGGGAAUCUUGAGGGGUUACUCUGGAACACAUGUAAAUAUGACAUAUCCUAAGAAACAGA